Messenger RNA from Prorocentrum cordatum, 2286 nucleotides. Lineage: Eukaryota; Dinophyceae; Prorocentrales; Prorocentraceae. The record is from the annotation of a GenBank genome assembly.
AGGCUCCUUCGUGGUUGAGGCCCGUCCCGCCAGUCGCUUCCGCUCUCGACCGCCCGCGAACUGUGAGCGCAGAUGCCGACCGCCGCCUCCGCACUCGCGCUGACUGCACUCCUGGCGGUGCAGGCCCGUGGAGACGGCAUCGACUAUGUCGUGACCGAGUACCCCGAGGUGACCGUGAACAGCGGCGGCUCCUCGGACGUCGCCACCGUGGUCCUCUCUGAGACGGCCGGGAUCGUCUGCUACGCCGACUGGGCCGGCGACAAGGACGGCUGGUGCAACGCUUUGGAUCUCUCCGUGGCGUCGGCGCCCGUCGAUGGUCCUGACGAGCAGCUGGCCGGUGUCAAGCUGCGGCACUUCACGCUGGCCCGUUUCUCGGAGACGCAGGCGGUGGUCUGCUACGUGCGCCUGGGCAGUGACGGCAUGGGCGUCUGCAGGGUGCUGCAGGUGGAGAGCGAUUGGUCGUUGACGGUCGGAGACGACAUGAUCAUCGACAGCGACACCAUCUACUUGCAUCAGCUCGACGUCGCGAGCUUCUCCCAGACAUCUGGCGUCGUUUGCUACGCAGACACAGACAGUGAACCCAACCUGAAGGUGUUGUGCGUUCCUUUCGCCCUCGACCCGACCUCCCUCGACCUGACCAGGGGACAGGAGAUCGGCGUCGAUGACUAUGUGCACCACGUGCAGCAGGUGAUCGUAACAACGUUUUCGGACACCUCCGCCGUGGUCUGCUACGCGCUGGAAGACUCCCGGAUCGACGAGCUGGAGGAGGAUUUCCCCGACGGCGACGUCGCUUGGUGCAGCCCGAUCUUUUUCAACGGCACCGCGCUGUCUUACAACGGCGGGUACGCCACGGUGAACCUGGAUGCUACCUACGAUCUGGCGGUGGCACGCCUCACAGAUGAUUACGGUGUGCUGUGCUUCACCGACGGCGGAGACGAUUAUGGCAAGUGUAGGCCCCUCAGCUUCGACAGCGGGGCCAUUGCACUCGGGGAGGUGCUCCAGGUGAGCGUGGACACCACCUCCAACCUGACGCUCGCACCACUGUCCCCGACAGCCGCCAUGGUGUGCUUCAUGGCAGGGUCCAGCCAGACUGGCAAGUGCAGUGGCCUCGUGAUGAGCCACGGCACCGAGCUCGCCAUGGGCGACGACAUCGACAUAGACAGCGGAGCCUUCGUGGGCGUGGAGGACUGCGCCAAGGGCUGGGAGGAGGAGUGCGGCUUGUUCAUGUCGGUCUCGGCGUAUGCCUCUCCCCUGAACAUGAACGGCCUCGCAUGCUACGCUGGCCUGGGCGGCGACGAGGGCGUGCGCUGCAGCAUUCUGGAAGUGCCCCCGCCAACCACCACGGAGACGGGGACCUCGACCACUGGGACUUCCUCCACGACGCCGCACACCACGACGGAGUCGUCCAGUACGACUGCGACAACCACCGCGACGAGCUUCACCAGGACCACGAAGACCACCACCGAGACGCUGACUUCCACUACCCCGCACACCACGACAGAGACUUCGACCACGGAGGCCCCCGCGGAGGUGGUGAACUCCGGGGCGGUGGAGGGGGCUGCCGUGAGGCAACUCGCUGCCACCGCGGCCUUGGUGUCCGUGGCCGCGCUCUUGUGAGGCCGCUGCUGCCUGGGCGACUGCUGCGGGAUGCACGGAGGGCCCCCGCGUCGCCAAGUCGCGCAGGUGAGAGGCUCGCGCCUGUGCCAUGACGGCACCGCGCGGCCCGUGGCUCCAGCUUCGCGGCCGCGCUGCGCGCCUGGAUGUCCGCACGCGCCCUGCGCAAAGCCGUGGGGCGCCCAGGCUGGUGGUCAGUAUCGUUUCACCGAUCCCCAGCCCCAUCCCCAUCCCCUUCGGGACCCCCGCCGAAUUCCCCCCCCAGUUGGGGAUACACCCCUCGAAACUCGAAGGGAACGGCCCAUAUCCCCAUCCAGGGGGGUAAAUCGGCCAGCGGGGCCCAGGCCACGCCGCUGGGGACGGGGAUCGGUUCAACGAUUCUCAGGCGGGGCCGUCCCCUCCACAAGACGAGGGGGCGGUGGUUCCCCAGGCCCGUCCCGGUGAAAGCACACUGGGCGUGGUCUCCCGUCCACGACCGAGGGGCACGCGGGCAGCCUGUUCGAAAGAGCCACCACGCUUCGCGCGAGCACUGCGUGAUUGGGCAACGAGCUGGACAUCUAAGAUAUCCAACUGCGUGCCCCCUCAGAUAUCUAAGAUAUCACAGAUGUCUAAGAUAUCUAAGAUUCUUGUGUCCCCUGGCGGCCCUGGUGCAUUUUGGAUCCGCCUGGUUCC